GAUUCUCCCACGUGACCCAGCCAGGACCUGGGAGAGAGGUGGGGCGAAAGAGGCCGGGACACAGUCCGGUCACGUGGCAGUCAUGUGACGCGAUCCCGGAAGUCCGCGGCGGCAACGUUUCGGGCGCUGGUGGGCCUGGAGCUGUGGCGGCAUGUUCUCGGCGGGCGCGGAAAGUCUGCUGCACCAGGCCAGGGAGAUCCGGGAUGAGGAGCUACAGCGUUUCUGCUCCCGGGUCACUAAGCUGCUGCAGGAAGCCCCAGGGCCAGCCACCGUGGAUGCCCUGCAGAGGCUCUUCCUCAUAGUCUCGGCCACCAAGUACCCCCGCAGGCUGGAGAAGAUGUGUAUGGACCUGUUACAGGCCACGCUCUGUUUGCCUGCCAGCCCUGAGCAGCUCCAGGUCCUCUGUGCUGCUAUCUUGAGAGAGAUGUCACCUUUCAACGACCUGGCCCUGUCCUGUGAUCACACCCCAAACACCCGGCAGCUUAGCCUUGUGGCCUCUGUGCUCUUGGCCCAGGGAGACAGAAAAGGAGAGAUCAGACGUGUGAGCCAGCGCAUCUUCAAGAUCCUCGAGAACCGGCAGCCUGAGGGGCCCAGUGUCAGGCCCCUCCUCCCCAUCCUGUCCAAGGUCAUUGGCCUUGCCCCAGGCAUCCUCAUGGAAGACCAGACCAACCUGCUCAGCAAAAGGCUGGUAGACUGGCUCCGCUAUGCCAGCAUCCAGCAGGGGCUUCCAUACUCAGGGGGCUUCUUCUCCACGCCCAGGACCCGGCAGCCCGGUCCCAUCACUGAGGUAGAUGGAGCAGUGGCUUCUGACUUCUUCACGGUACUCUCCACGGGCCAGCACUUCACAGAGGACCAGUGGGUGAACAUGCAGGCCUUCUCCAUGCUGCGGAAAUGGCUGCUGCACAGUGGCCCCGAGGACCCCGGCAGUCCUGAUGCAGAUGACAAGUCAGAGCUUGAGGGCUCCACCCUGUCUGUGCUGUCUGCGGCCUCCACUGCCAGUCGACUGCUGCCCCCUCGGGAGCGGCUGAGGGAGGUGGCCUUUGAGUACUGCCAGCGCCUGUUGGAGCAGAGUAACCGGAGAGCGCUGAGGAAGGGGGACUCAGACCUACAGAAAGCUUGCCUGGUGGAAGCUGUGUUGGUGCUGGAUGUGCUGUGCCGGCAGGACCCCUCCUUCCUCUAUCGCACCCUCUCCUGCCUGAAGGCCCUGCACAGGAGGCUGGGCGAGGACCCUGGCAGUGAGCGGGCACUGGUGCCUCUUGCCCAGUUCUUCCUGAACCAUGGGGAAGCAGCUGCUAUGGAUGCAGAGGCCGUCUAUGGGCAGCUGCUCGGCGGUCUCCCUUCUGAGCGCUUCCACAGCCCGACCCUGGCCUUUGAGGUCAUACACUUCUGCACACACAACCUGGCUCUCUUCGACCCUCACUUUCUCAGCCUUCUCAGGCUGAGCUUCCCAAGUCUGUUCAAGUUGCUGGCUUGGAACAGCCCUCCUCUCACUGCCGAGUUUGUGGUCCUCCUCCCCGCUCUCGUGGAUUCUGGCACAGCCGUGGAGAUGCUGCAUGCACUGCUUGACCUGCCCUGUCUGACUGCCGCCCUGGACCUACAGCUCAGGUCCACACAGACCCCGUCGGAAAGGCUGCUUUGGGAUGUCUCCCUCAGGAUCCCCAGCUGCCUGGAGGCCUUCCAGGACCCACAGUUCCAAGGGCUCUUCCGGUACCUGCUUCGUACCAAGGCCAGCGGCUCCGCAGAGAGGCUGACACCACUUCACCAGGUGCUGAAGCCCAUGGCCAGCUGUGCCCGGGUAACCCAGUGUGCGGAGGCGGUGCCCGUCCUGCUUCAGGCCUUCUUCUCGGCUGUGACCCAGACGGCCAACGGGGCCCUGAUCAACCAGCUGGCACUGCUGCUCCUGGAGAGGAGUGACUCCCUCUAUCCAGUCCCUCAGUAUGAGGCCCGUGUGCACGGGGUGCUGAGCUCCCAGCUCCUGCUGCUGUGUAAGCUGAAGCCGUCGCUGGUGGUGGAGCUGUCACGAGAGCUCCUUGAGUUCGUGGGGAGCGUGAGCAGCAUCCGCAGCCGAGCCAGCAUGGUCACUUGUGUGGUGUGGGCCAUUGGCGAGUACCUGUCCGUGACCUGCGACAAGAGGUGCACAGCGGAGCAGAUCAACAAGUUCUUUGAAGCCCUGGAAGCCCUGCUGUUUGAAGUCAUCCAGUCCCGCCCCUUAGCCGACUUGCCCUGUUGUCCUCCAGAGGUGGUCACUGCACUCAUGACCACGCUGACCAAACUAGCCUCCCGGAGCCAAGACCUGAUCCCAAGGGUGUUGUUGUUCCUGUCCAAAAUGCGAACUCUGGCCCAGAACCCAGCCACCAGCUCUGUGCACAGUGAAGAGGGUGUGGCAUCCAUCCGGACCCGGGCCGCGGAGCUGCUGACCCUCCUGAAGAUGCCCAGUGUGGCCCAGUUUGUGUUCACACCCCCCGCGGGCGUGUGCCAGCCUCGCUACCACCAGGACACCAACGUGGCCCUGCCUCUGGCUCUGCGCACGGUCAGCCGGCUGGUGGAGAAGGAGGCUGGCCUCCUGCCAGCUUGAAGGGACAGUCCCCACCUGAACAGUACCUACAGCUUGAGAGCCUGGGCCGUCAGCAGUGUUGGAGCUGAGCUGCAGGCGUGGGUGGACAUGGCUGUCAGGAUGGGGUCACCAGCCCCUGGGGAUGAGUCAUCUCACCUUGUCUCGGGCUGGCCAGUCAGCCUUGAGCAGCCGGUAGGCGACUGAGUGUUACUUCCUAGGCCCAGCAGGUUACUUGCUGCUGUUACUCAUUUCUAGACUUGGGGGCAGGGAACAGUGCAGGAAAAAUAAACUAAAAAAUUAUUUAUGCUGGGCAGUGGUGGCGCACGCCUUUAAUCCCAGCACUUGGGAGGCAGAGGCAGGCAGAUUUCUGAGUUCAAGGCCGGCCUGUAAGUUCCAGGCCAGGACUACACAGAGAAACCCUGUCUCAAAAAAAAAAAAAAAAAAAAAGAAAGACCAAAAGAGAAAGAAUCAUUUACUGUUCUGUGUAGGUGCUUGCACACACCGCAGUGCACACGGAGCUCAGGUACUGGUACUUGGGUCUCUCCUAAAGCCAUGUGGGUCUUGGCUGGUUGCCUGGCUCGAUCACAAGCGUCUUUACCUACUGAGCCAUUUUGCCUGCCCCCAAGUAAACCUUCCAGUGCUGUGUACAGCCCAGACCCCUCUGCCUUCCUCAGGCUGGGAGAGAGCCAGGAACCUGGGCUGCUGCCUUCCCACCCUGCCCUCUGUAGAGGGAAAUACCUGGGUCUCCUGAUUGGCUCCUGUGUCCUUGAUGUGACAGAAAUGACAUGCUCUGGAGCUGAAACUAUGCCACAUAGCCCUGCCUGAGUUUAAUCCUGAGUGUAACCCUAAGCAUGGGGUACACACUGUAAUCCCAGCACUCAGAAGGUGGAGUGAAGUUCGAGGAAGGUCAGAAGUUCGAGGUCAGCCUUGGGUAGGUAAUAACUUGAAGUGCAGCCAGGGCUACAAAAGAAAUUGGGCCUAGAAGAUGACUCAGCACAUAAAAGGCCUUGCUAGAUGAGCCUGAUGACCCAGGGUUGACCUUGGUGUAAGACCCCCCUUGGUGUAUACCCAACUGCGAAGACAGUAGUUCAAAUCUCAAAGGCUUGCUAGAGCAGUGGAAGAACAAGCCGGAAGGCAAGAACCAACUCUCAGAACGCACGCCAUGCCUUGUCACAUGAGACAUUUUAAAAGCUAAAUAAAACUCAAGGUGUGUUCAUG
Mus pahari (shrew mouse) is the source of this 3772-nucleotide messenger RNA. It is a transcript of the gene Ap5z1, whose product is annotated as adaptor related protein complex 5 subunit zeta 1. The record is from RefSeq and is a predicted model, not a curated record. The transcript is spliced from 17 exons. NCBI's taxonomy places the organism in Eukaryota, Metazoa, Chordata, Mammalia, Rodentia, Muridae. The coding region runs from base 152 to 2575 and encodes 807 amino acids. Gene Ontology annotation, cellular component: AP-5 adaptor complex.